Molecule: messenger RNA, 516 nt
Organism: Dibothriocephalus latus
Lineage: Eukaryota; Metazoa; Platyhelminthes; Cestoda; Diphyllobothriidea; Diphyllobothriidae
Source: the annotation of a GenBank genome assembly
AUGGCGUCUCUCCUGCUGUUAAGUGAACGCACAAACAAACUCCGCACCCUGUUAGGCACAAAUAACGGCGUGGAUCAGGCUCUUGGGCUCUGGACAACCUGGUUUCCCCUCUCCAAUGAUACGACCCUGCGAACGCUUGAUCCCCAAACUACUGAGGCUUUCGCUCUGCUUCGCGCCCGGGUAGAGAUUGUUUAUGUCUCACAUCUAAACAGACCACCACUCCGAACUGCGGACUCCUCCGAUGUGUCAGCUGCCCUGAAGGCCUAUAACGAAUACCGGAUGAAGCACGACCGGUUAGUUACGAGCACUCGGGACCUCCUCGAUGCCCUGGCCACCUCUAACUGGGGAAAAAAACUGGCAGACUUUUGGCGACUGUUUAUGGAGUUUGAACGCAAGUGGGGCGACUGUACUCGACUACCCGCCCUCGAGUGGAGGGCUCAGAAAACUCUGGAGUCCGCCGCUUUGGCUGUCUUCCGUACAACUCUGGCCAGCAAGACCAAUACAGACUUUUUCUAG